Molecule: messenger RNA, 1311 nt
Organism: Cladophialophora yegresii CBS 114405
Lineage: Eukaryota; Fungi; Ascomycota; Eurotiomycetes; Chaetothyriales; Herpotrichiellaceae
Exons: 6
Coding region: 1-1311 (436 amino acids)
Source: RefSeq, a predicted model, not a curated record
AUGCGGUAUCAGAACUGGGACGUCCUGCUGUUUCCUGGUGACUGCAGAACCCCAAUCCAGGAAUUCGACACAAAAUGUUUCGUCCUCGACCAGAAUGCGGGCAGCAUAGGAGAAGUCGCCGCGGACAAGCACAGAAACCCAUUCGAAUCGAUGACGCUAGUUCCAAUCCUGACUUCGUUCGUUGCGAGCCUUGAGCGUGGCGCAUCCUUUAGGAUCUCAAUCCACAGCUGGGAGAAGCCCAAGCCGUCCCAGCUUUUGCUCAGCUACAAAACUCCGGACGAGUCAGCUCUAUUUGAAUCUCGUGUGUACCUUGAUGGGGUGUUGGUGGCUCAGCGUAUGUUCGACGACAACGUCUGGCCAGAAGUCAUCGGACUUGCUAAUGGAACAGACCGGAAUGGCCAGUAUCUUCGAUUCCCCAAAUUCCACCGAGAGAUCCUGCAACAGCCAGACUGGGAACCAGGUGAGCUCAUUGGUCGGAUCAAGGUCGUGAUCGCAGAAGGAGUCUUGAGGGAAAAUACCCCCCCAGCACCGUCAGCAGCCAGGUUUGACCGACUUCGCGAUGUUGUUGCCUUUUCCUUCCAGCAUGCCCCCCAGGAUGUCCUCGAGUACUCCCAGAUCGCUUGGCCGAAUGCGAAGAUGUUGGCCGAUGUGCAGAAGAAAGUAUCGCGACUAGGACCAAUUGGAUCUCGUGUCUUUGGCAUUCCAGGCCAUGAAGCGCAUUCACAUUCACCUCAGCGUUUACCGCCAAUCGCCUCACGCAGCAAGCAGCUUUCUGCCAAUGACAAGUAUCAGAAAGUCUUGGAUGCUCAGAACCGUUCGAGCUUUCAAGCUGGCCCAAGCGGCAAAGGCUUCGAUUUGAACGGACUGAAGAACGUGUCAACAGAACAACACAUCGUCGGCAGGGUUCUAUUGCAAGACGACGACCCUUUCGUCAGUUCACACCAGAGCCCAGCGGCAAUACAGCAGUGGCGAGCGAUGUUGAGAUCCACCAGCCACGAUGUUUCGAUGCCAGAUUAUACGUCCAACAAGAGUGUUUUCAAUACGGAGAUGUCUGGAGUCAGCGUCGAGCGAGCCAGCUUCGAGCAGCAAGUGAAUGAAGCCAAUCCUUACGAGAUUGUGCAGGCGCUGAGUCCGGCUCGCCGAGAGCAAUUAUUUCAAGCUCUCAUACACUUGUUGCUACCCACGCAAAGCUUUGGCAGGAGCCACGGCAACGACCUCGGACGUGCUCGGAAAGCACAGCCAGAAGCACUGCAGAGUCAAGUAUACAUCACAGCAAAGGGAACAUCAGCCCACGGAAACUACGAGAGAUGA